CGGAGAGUAGUCCUCCCUCGGACAGGUCAAUUUGGGUGGGAGUGGGGCGGCGAUCAUCACCAGUUGGCGGCUGAGGGAGAGGGAGAGGAGCUUCACACAGCCUGUCUGCACGUACACCGAGGCUGUUCGGGCAGGCCAGUCCGUUUGUCUGCAGUGGUGUUUGUGCAUCUUCUUUUUUGACGUUUGAGUUAAGAGUUUUGUGCCUUCCUCUUUCUUCUCGUCCUGGUAGCAGCUAGAAGGUCCCCUCCAGCACCGCACUACUGCAUCAGAGCAUCGGACUACCGGCAAUGUCGUCUAUUCUUAUCACCAGAUCUACUCCGCUGUUGCGAUUAUCCAGCAGAUACGCAGCCAGGCGUCUUCCUUCGCUGGCCCAGCAGUCGUUCAGACACUAUGCUUCAAAGUUCCCAGAGCACACGGUGAUCGACAUGCCUGCGCUCUCGCCAACCAUGACGGAGGGCAACUUGGUGAAGUGGUACAAGAAGGUCGGAGACAAGUUGGCUCCUGGCGAGGCGAUUGCCGAGGUGGAGACCGAUAAGGCGGCAAUGGACUUUGAGUUCCAGGACGACGGGUACCUGGCGAAGAUCUUGGUGCCGGACGGAACCAACGAGAUCCCUGUGAACAAGCCGAUCGCGGUGUACGUGGAAGACGAGGCGGACGUGGCUGCCUUCGAGUCCUUCACGGCUGCAGACGCCGGAGACUCCACCACUGCUGCUCCUGCCGCUGCUCCUGCUGCAGAGUCCAAGUCUGAGCCGGCUCCUGCUGCCGCAGAAAAGAGCGAGGCGUCCAAGCCAGCCAAGACGGGCACGUCUGGGUCGGCCGCUUCUGCGCAAACGGACCGGAUCAUCGCCUCGCCAUUGGCAAAGAAGAUUGCCCUCGACAAGGGCAUUUCCCUCAAGGGUGUCAAGGGAACCGGUCCGCACGGCAGAAUUACCGCCAAGGACGUCGAGAGCAUCAAGGCUGCUCCUGUAGCUGCCUCUGUCGGCACCGCCUCCGCCUCUGCGGCCGGCGCUGCUGCAGGCUCCCCAGCAGCAUCAUACACAGAUAUCCCAUUGACAAACAUGAGAAAGGUCAUCUCCAAGAGAUUGACUGCAUCGAAGCAGGGUGCUCCAGACUACAUUGUUUCCUCCUCGAUCUCGGUCUCGAAGUUGUUGAAACUCAGAAAGUCUUUGAACGCCUCCGCUGACGGCAGGUACAAGUUGACCAUCAACGACUUGCUCGUCAAGGCCAUCGCCAAGGCUGCCUUGAGGGUCCCAGAAUCUAACUCGUCUUACUUGGAAGAUAAGGACGUUAUCAGACAGUACAGCACCGUCGAUCUCUCCAUUGCCGUGUCCACGCCAACAGGCUUGAUCACUCCAAUUGUCAAAAACGCAGACACCAAGGGCCUCAAGUCCAUUUCCACCGAGAUCAAGGAGUUGGGCAAGAAGGCCAAGGAUAAUAAGCUUAAGCCAGAGGAGUUCCAGGGCGGUACCAUCACCAUCUCUAACCUGGGCAUGAACCACGCCGUCUCGAUGUUCACCUCCAUCCUCAACCCUCCUCAGGCCGUCAUCUUGGCUGUCGGUACUGUCGAAAAGAAGGCUGUGCCAGACAAGGCCAACCAAUUCGGUUUUGUGUUUGACGACGUGAUGACCAUCACCGGUACCUUUGACCACCGUGUCAUCGACGGUGCCAAGGGUGGUGACUUCAUGAGAGAGUUGAAGACCAUUGUCGAAAACCCAUUGGAGAUGUUGCUAUGACGAAGGGUGUCUUCCCCACAAUGAUUAUGUAAUAUACGUAUACAUUUACGGCUAUUUAUCUAUGUAAACUGUGUACCUGCGUCCGUGCACGUAUGCACGCAUGUAUGUGUACCGGUCAAUACAAGAGCUCAAAAGUUUCAACAGCCACUGGCUGGUCAUG
Pichia membranifaciens NRRL Y-2026 is the source of this 1893-nucleotide messenger RNA. RefSeq lists its product as hypothetical. Gene Ontology annotation, cellular component: pyruvate dehydrogenase complex. The coding region runs from base 288 to 1733 and encodes 481 amino acids. Gene Ontology annotation, biological process: pyruvate decarboxylation to acetyl-CoA. The transcript has a single exon. Gene Ontology annotation, molecular function: dihydrolipoyllysine-residue acetyltransferase activity. The record is from RefSeq and is a predicted model, not a curated record. Lineage: Eukaryota; Fungi; Ascomycota; Pichiomycetes; Pichiales; Pichiaceae.